GAAAUCCUCUCGCUGCCAGCUGCGGACGGAGGCGAAGGAGUUCCAGGGUAAAUUAUACGAACCUUGGACGAUGCACUGAAGAGGGAAAUACAAAUGAUCAUUUAGCUCCUCGAGCCUCCAGCUGGGAAGACUCAAACGUGCAAACUUCUCUUUCCAGUUAUAAUUUUAAGGAUUUGUUAAUUAUUACACUGACUGCCUAUUUGGUCGUUACACUAACCAGCCACAUGUGGCAGCUGUGGUUCAAUAUGCUUUACUAUACAAGCCCUAUCUAAAUAUUCCAUUGUUAACUACAGAAUUGAAGUUUAUGUUGAACUUUUUGUGUCCACAUAACCGCAUUGCUUGAGCCAAACAAACUAAUUAUUGGUGACACGAAUUGCUGUCACACAGCCAGUAUUUACGAAUGAUUUCUGAAAUGGAUGAACUUGAGAAAGACUAUCUAUAUGCGCUAAGUUUAAUGGACGAUGACGAAUUGGAUAUGUAUCAAUCAAUCUCUGCGCUCUCCGUGUCCCAGCCGAUUUUCCCCACGGCGCCUCCUUUCAGCGCUGAUCCCGAGGACCAUUUUUAUGAGACGAUAGGUGGCGCAGCAGCUGCUGCCCCUCCUUUAGAACCGUACUACUUUGAAGUGCAGCAUGAGCUCAAGGACUACACAGACACAGAGCAGGUGCCCGUGAGAGAGGCGACCAUUCCCGCGCCUGGGGAUGCCAUGCCGCCCCCGGUGCCUCCAAGGCGGAGGUUCCUGAGUGUUCAACAACGGACCGAGAGACCGCGCUCCUGUGAUUUUUCGAGGAAAAUCUUACGAACCGCCACAUCUGUCGACUCGAGGGUCUUUGCUGAUGACAACUGGACUAUCAGACUGAUUGAUAGUCCUCAGGGAAACAAUAUUCGAAUAUCCUGUCUGUGUGUCUCAACAACAAGGCUAAUGUGCCGAUACCCCCACAACAACCCCGACUUUAACACCGGUUUGGUGUGGGGCAGAGUGUUCCCUCUUCACCCGUCUCUUUUGAAGACAGAUGAGUUUGAGUUAACCUUCAACGUAUCCACGCCAUGGUUCUCACAACCACUACCGGUCCCCACUAAUCUAAACAGGACAGUACUGGAGUUUAUUCAGGAGAUUUGCAUUCUGUUGGAACAGCCGCCCAGUGACGCUGACCAGUGCCUCAUGAAGCUCUGUGACUCCGAGGAGUACCUGAGAAAUGACGAGAUUCUAGGACUAUAUGAGAGCAUUCAGAAGUAUCACAAGUUCUCUUUGGACAUGCCCGUGAGAAUUGUACAGCAUAGCAAUGUGGCGAAUCGGCUGUCCAGAGAUGAGGAAGAUGACAACCAACCAUUUCAUUUAAAUCACCUUUUGCGGUCUGCGAGUCUCUUCAACACAUCACGGACGACUCUUCAGCUGAAGCUGUGUUCCUACAAAGAGAGGUUGAACCAGUUCUUGAGGACUCAGUCUGGGGACAAUGUAAACCAGAUAGUAACAGAGGUGCGGACCAUCUGCAAUCUACUGUCCGGUGUUUCUACUGUCCAACUGGAGGAGGCCAUAGGCACUGUCAAGAGAAGAAAGCCCAGUUCGCUGAUCCCGUCAGAGAUGAGUGACACAGAGACAGAUGUGGUGAUCCUGCACCAAGCUCUGGAGAAACUUCUGUACAUCUUCUUUGACAACUUCCACUCUGACUUCCGAUUUGAGGAUGCGAAUCACGUUCUCCCCGAGGCUGACGUUGGCCUCCACACGGGCACUCUGCAGUUCAACCUCGCUGCCCUCUACAAACUAGAACCCAGCUGGCUCACCAGUCUGGAUUUGUUUAGCCUGUCGUCCUCCCUGACGUACGGAGGCAAGAACCUCUGUGAGCCGGUGGUGUCUGAGAACAUCAGCACCGCUCUCUCCAUGGGCAACAAGCUCCGCUGCAACAGAAUGGUGGUAUUCCCGGUCCAGGUCCGAGAUCUUCCCUAUGAAUCCAUGCUGACGUUCCGUCUGUUUGGGUCCAAACAGGGCAAAUCCCAAGAGCUUCUGCGCUGGGCAGUCCUACCCCUCUACACUAACAGGACGCUGGUCUGCGGCACCACGCUGCUCAGUAUGUCCAUGCUCGUGGAGGUCAGCACGCCUCCGUCACCGGCCCUCGCCGACAACCACCGCCAGCCCACCAACGGGGUCAUCCUGCAGGUGGAGUUCCCAGAGCAGAAACAUUGGACAUAUCACAGACCUGUUGCUCUGCCUGGGUCAGUGUUGUUCACGGAGCCUUGUUUGGAGCUCAAAAGAAGAAUUCUGCAGGUUUCCCAGGGCCACUGUUUUCAUCUGCUGACGGAGAACGAGCGAGCCUUGCUGUGGUCCAAGCGCCACUCCUGCAAUAAGAAGAACAGCCUGCUGCACCUGGUGCUGGGUGGCGCCCCCCGGUGGCGACCGCAGGACCUGACGGAGAUCUACACCAUCCUGGAGAACUGGAACCUGCAGACCUCAGAGGAGGCUCUCUUCCUGCUCAGUGACAGUUUUCAGGACCAGACCGUGCGGAGGGCCGCUGUGCAGUACUUUGAGUUUGAGUCAGACGGGGAGCUGGAGGAGUUUUUGCCACAGCUGGUGCAGGCUCUAAAGAUGGAGUGGGAGCUGGAUGGGCCUCUGGUGACACUGCUGCUGCAGCGCUCCCUAGGCAACGUGCGCAUCGCUCAGCAGCUGUACUGGCUGCUGGUGGACGCUCAGGAGGAUGCGCACUACCGCGGCUGGUUCGUCAAGGUGAUGGCAGCGCUGAGGCACUGCUGCGGCCGCGUCCUCAGGGUGGAGCUGGAGCGAGAGACACAGCUGCUCGCAAUACUCGCCGAGGUGGCCAAGAGGAUCCGGAACACCGACAAGGCCAGGAGGAAGGAUGUUUUGAACAGCGGCAGGUUGAAAAUCGAUAACUUCUUCAAAGGAGGGAUGUCUUGUCGGUUACCUCUGGACCCGGCCAUCCUGGUGACGGGGGUGGACGUGGAUGCCUGUAAGUUCUACAACUCCAACGCUGCACCACUGGACGUGUCCUUCAUCACUGCUGACCCUCUUAGCAAAAAUGUCCACGUCAUCUGCAAGACGGGAGAUAACUUGCGGCAGGACAUGCUGGUGCUGCAGAUCGUGCGUGUGAUGAACAGGGUGUGGCUGCAGGAGGGACUGGACAUGCGUAUGGUCACCUACAGGUGCCUCGCCACAGGCCACAACCAGGGACUGAUAGAGGUGGUGCCUGACGCAGUGACCCUGGCCAAGAUCCACCUGGAGUUCGGGAUUGGGGGAGUACUGAGGGAGGACUCCCUGGAGAAAUGGUUCCACAUGAGGAACAAGACAUGGGAAAACUAUGAGGAGGCUGUUAUGAACUUCCUGCACUCCUGUGCGGGCUGGUGUGUGGCGACAUUUGUACUGGGCAUCUGUGAUCGCCAUAACGACAACAUCAUGCUCAAACACAGCGGCCACAUGUUCCACAUCGACUUCGGCAAGAUCAUGGGCAACGCCCAGAAGUUUGCUACCAUUAAAAGGGACCGGACCCCAUUCAUCUUCUCAUCAGAGAUGCAGCACUUUAUUACAGGAGGGGGGGAGAAUCCGCAGCGCUUCCAUCGCUUUGUGGAGCUAUGCUGCAAAGCGUAUAAUGGACUGCGAAAACGUAGCGUCCUGGUGCUAAGCCUGCUACAGCUGAUGCUGGGUGCAGGCAUGCCGGAGAUGAAGGAUGUGCAGGACCUGCAGUUUGUGCACAACAACCUCAGACCUCGCCACUCUGACCUGGAGGCAACCGAGUACUUCACACAGAAGAUCAAGGAGAGCAUGGGGAGUUUCCCCGUCAAGCUCAACUUCCUCAUCCAUAACAUGGUCCAGAAGAAGACCCCGUCGCCCCCGGCCCCCGCGCACUCGGCCUCCUCCGGCACCAACAUCCAGGAGGCCGUCAUCCAGAAGCACCGGGUGAAAGGAAAAGAUGUGACCUUUGAAGUGCGGGUGACCAUUGAUGAUGGGUAUCUCAUCAGUGAAAAAACGCUUGGACAAUUUGAGCUAAUUCACAGAAAGCUGCAGAAGCACUUUAUAGAGUCUGCUCUUCCACAAUUCCCCAGGUGGUUUAAUAUGUCUUUUACAGCAGGCAGAAAAAUGACUCUGCUCAACAAAUAUUUGAAGGAGCUGUUUGAGGGCCCAUGCAAAGGGAAUGAGUUUGUCUGCAGCCUGUUCCUGGAUGGCCCCACAAUGAUGAAAGAUCCAAGUGGUCCAUCCAAACCCCAGAUUCAGCUCCUCAUGUCUUACAAAGACUUGAAACUCUCAGUGAUGGUCAAGCACCUAAAGAACAUUAGAUUGCCAAACGGCUCGUGUCCUGAUGCCUACGUGGUGACACGCCUCAGACCAGAGCAGCACAACGGUUCAAAGAAAAAGACCAAAGUGGUGAAGAACAACAACAACCCGACAUUCAACGAACUGAUUGAGUACAGCAAUGUCCUGAGUCUCCACGAUCGUGUGCUGGAGGUGACGGUCAAGAGUAAGAAGACCGCGGUGGUGGAGACCAACAUCUGCCUGUGGGAGAGAGAGAUGGACGUCGAGGUGUGGUACCCGCUUGGACAAUGUUCCGCUUAAAAAAAAAAAAACUCAGUGGAGUGUGUUUUAGCCCUGUGGCCACCAGGUGGCAGUCGACACCUUUGGUGAAGUGACUGCACUGCACAUUCACUUUGAAGCGAAGCCAGGCAAGGCAGACAGACUGACGGGACUGGAUGGAGUUGUUACAGAAGAACCAAGGGGGAGAACUGUUUACAAGAGUCAACUGUUCAUACGGCAGUGUUAUAUGGAACUGCAGUGUGAACGUCCAGGAGAAAUAUGUACUGUACAUAAGAGAGAGACAUGAUGUGCAUAAAAGUUUUCUUAUGGUUUUAACACUAUAUUGUGCAAACUCCAGGUCAUCUUGGCUAGAUACUGUACUAGGGACAUUUAUAAAACAUAAUAGAGGAUAAUUGACACAUGACAAAACUAAAGUGAAACGUUUGAAAGUGCCCUUUUUGCAGAAGGUCCGGCCUUCCUGCUGGCUACAGUGUCCUAAUGACCCGCUCUGUGUGGAGAACUCUUUGUGGUUCCUGCUCUGGGUGUUGAAUGGAUGCCUUUUGACUGCAUGGCGGCUUUUGAAAUAGCAUGUCCUGCGUCAGCACACACACACACACACACACACACACACACACACACACACACACACACACACACACACACA
This is a messenger RNA of Sardina pilchardus (European sardine), 5177 nucleotides long. It is a transcript of the gene pik3c2g, whose product is annotated as phosphatidylinositol-4-phosphate 3-kinase catalytic subunit type 2 gamma. The transcript has 33 exons. NCBI's taxonomy places the organism in Eukaryota, Metazoa, Chordata, Actinopteri, Clupeiformes, Clupeidae. Bases 401 to 4555 code for a protein of 1384 amino acids. Gene Ontology annotation, biological process: cell migration; phosphatidylinositol 3-kinase/protein kinase B signal transduction; phosphatidylinositol-mediated signaling. The record is from RefSeq and is a predicted model, not a curated record. Gene Ontology annotation, molecular function: 1-phosphatidylinositol-3-kinase activity; phosphatidylinositol binding; 1-phosphatidylinositol-4-phosphate 3-kinase activity. Gene Ontology annotation, cellular component: plasma membrane; phosphatidylinositol 3-kinase complex; cytoplasm.